This is a messenger RNA of Diabrotica balteata, 988 nucleotides long. Lineage: Eukaryota; Metazoa; Arthropoda; Insecta; Coleoptera; Chrysomelidae. The record is from the annotation of a GenBank genome assembly.
AUGGUAGAUAAAUACUGCUCCAAACGGCCAUUCGGAUGUACCAUUGGAGACAGAAAAGAGAUAGAAAAUCAAAUAGCAGAACUAUUAAAGAAAAAUUUAAUUAAAGAAUCAUAUAGUCCAUUUGCUGCUCCAGAUGCUGAUCUGACUCUUACCCUGUUUUAUGAAGGUUUAUGCCCUGGUUGUCAUCAAUUUAUUAUAAACCAGCUAUAUCCUUCAUACGAGAAAUUGGCAGGUAGCUUAAAAUUGGACCUGGUACCCUUUGGAUGGAGUUUGUUGCCAAGCAGCGUUUCCUGGGACAAAGUAAAUGAUUGUUAUCAUGGUGAACGUGGAACUGAACUUUUAUUAUCGUAUGAGGACAGGCAAGCAAAGCUUAAUCCCGAAUUACCUUGGGUACCAAAUGUAAGAUUUAAUGGCGUCUAUGAUGCAGACAUAGAAGAGCAAGCUGUGAUGGAUCUUACAUCGACCGUUUGCAACUUACUAAAAGAUAAUAAACCAGACGAGGCUGAUUUGACUCUUACCCUGUUUUAUGAAGGUUUAUGCCCUGGUUGUCAUGAAUUUAUCCUAACACAGCUAUAUCCUUCAUACGAAAAAUUGGCAGAUAGCGUAAAAUUGGACCUGAUUCCCUUUGGAUGGAGUUUGUUGCCAAGCAGCAUUUCCUGGGAUAAUGUUAGUGAUUGUUAUCAUGGCGACCGUGGAACUGAACUUUUAUUAUCGUAUGAGGACAGACAAUCAAAGCUUAAUCCCGAAUUACCUUGGGUACCAAAUGUAAGAUUUAAUGGCGUCUAUGAUGCAGAUAUCGAAGAUCAAGCUAUGACAGAUCUUACAUCUACUGUUUGCAAGUUACUAAAAGAUAAUAAACCAGACGUUUGCAAAGAUCAUGUGACAAAAACUCAUCCAAAAAUGAUUAAAAGAAAUAAAUGUUAAAUAAAAUUUUUAUUGAGAGUUGAUUUAUUUUUUCUUAACAAAUAAAUAAUACUGUUAAAGCGAC